Messenger RNA from Paraglomus brasilianum, 569 nucleotides. Lineage: Eukaryota; Fungi; Glomeromycota; Glomeromycetes; Paraglomerales; Paraglomeraceae. The record is from the annotation of a GenBank genome assembly.
AUGUUGAUAAUGAAAGUCCCGAAGUGUAUCAGUUAUUGGCAUCUGUGAGACUUUCGCAGGAAAGAAUUGAGGAGGCUAAAUUGGCUUUGGAGAAGAGUAUGAGUUUCUGGGCGAAUAAAGAUUUAGGUGAUCAGUCUAUGCCAUCUUAUGAACUACGUAUAUCACUUGUCAAGCUGUUAUUAGAAUUGGCUGAAUAUUCAAAAGCUCUUGAUGUCUUGAGUGAUCUUCAGCAAGAAAAUGAUGAAGUAGUAGAUUUGUGGUAUCUUUAUGGAUGGUGUUAUUACUGCAUGGGUGAAGGAACUCAAGAUGAGAAUGAACGAAUAGUAAACUGGAAAGAUGCACGAGAUUGUUUGACAAAGUGCAAAAAGUUAUACCAUAAAUUAAACACUGAAGACGAAGGUAUCUUACAACAUACGAAAGAACUACUUCAGAGUAUAAAUUCUAUUGUACAAAUGGCACCAUCAAAUGCAGAAGAUAAUGAGGAAGUUGGGGAAGAAGAUAGUUGGGAGGAUUUUAGUAGUGAUGAUGAUGCCGCAAAUGAACAGAAUGAAGAUCCCAUGGAGCUAUGA